AUGUCGCUGACAGUACUACCUCCAGAGCUGCUGCACCUGAUAGUCGAUGAAAUAACAGACACUUAUGAAGCUCGGGUUCAGCCUUUGGCAACGCUGAAAACUCUCUACGAUAUCGCUCGAACGAGUCGAACCGUUUGGAACACCGUGAGCAGCCGGGUGUACGGCCACGAUGUUCAGUGUUUGCGAAGCUCGGCCCUUGUCUGGGCAGCGACGACAGGCAAUAUGUUGACCGUGAAGAGUUCUCUUGCUCAAGGUGGAAACCCACGCACAACCAAUCAUCACCUCCAGCCCCCGUUGUGGUUAGCUGCUCGAAAUGGUCACGAGGAGGUAGUUGAGAUACUGCUCAAUUAUGGAGCCGAUAUUGAGAUCAGGAGUCCGACAGGGCUCACUCCACUUGCAGUCGCUUCACGAGAAGGGCGAUAUGGAGUUAUGAAACUCUUACUUCACCGAGGGGCAAAAGUCGAUACCGAAACCGCUGACCAUUCGACGCCCCUCCUCUGGGCCGUUCGAACGGGAGCAACAGCUGCAGUGACACUCCUGCUCAAUCAUGGAGCUGAACUUCCAAAGCCGGGUACACGACAAGGCCGACGAUGGGCCCUCGCUGCACUCGCUGUGGGCCCUGACCCAUGGACUCAUAUUCCUGAGAUCAGGUUCCUAAUGGAGUCGGAGCGCAAUUUGGGAAUGGAAAAACAGCUUUGGGAUAGCACAUUGCCUCUCUCUGUGCAACACCAGCUUCUCGCCGUAUCCAGAUUCCUCCUUCUCCCACAAAACGGGACUCCCACACAUCACAUUGCGACACACUGUGAUCGGUCUGUUUCUGAAUAUGGAAAAUGGUUUGACUCCGUUCAAGACCUGCCCUUCAGACGGUCAAGGAGUCCGAAGGGAACUCCUUUAUGGUGGGCCGUUUACCACGGUGAAGAGGAUCUCGUUGAGCAGCUACUGAAGAUCGGCGCUCCAGUCAAUGGUCUAGUUAGGUCCUACAAUUAUACCAAGAAACCUAAUCGGCUUCUUUCCCUUGCACUCAUUCGAGGCUUUCCUGGCAUUGCAGAGCUGCUGGUGGAGUAUGGAGCCGAUCCAAACUAUGAGCUGCGAGGUGGUGCCACUCCUCUCAUAAGGGCGGUGCAGACUGAUAACUUGUGCUUAGCAUCAGCAAUUUUACGACAUGGAGGCCAAUUGGAGGAUUAUAAUUACUGUCGCUGUCCCUUGAAAAUUGCAGUCGGGAUGCAAAAUGCCCAGAUGGUGAGACUGCUUCUAUUAUAUGGAGCUUGCCCGAACGUCGAGGUUGUCGCAUGGAGGAAGAAACUUCCACCAAUGCUUUCGCCGCCGCUUCGGGGUAGAGGCCGAGGCAGGGGUUCCCGACUGAUGGCUUCUCACAGGACUCGCACAAGUCGUAGGUUCCGGCAGGCCGUCGAAUUGGGUUCUAUGCUCACAUACGCCACUCGGCGAGGAAACCAAGAUGUGAUGGACACCCUAAAAGAAUUCGGGGCUGUUGAAGACAUUCAUUUCUUGGGGUACAAAGAUUAG
Messenger RNA from Penicillium lagena, 1524 nucleotides. Its product is annotated as ankyrin repeat domain-containing protein. The transcript has a single exon. Gene Ontology annotation, molecular function: protein binding. Bases 1 to 1524 code for a protein of 507 amino acids. The record is from RefSeq and is a predicted model, not a curated record. Lineage: Eukaryota; Fungi; Ascomycota; Eurotiomycetes; Eurotiales; Aspergillaceae.